Molecule: messenger RNA, 1797 nt
Organism: Pyrus x bretschneideri (Chinese white pear)
Lineage: Eukaryota; Viridiplantae; Streptophyta; Magnoliopsida; Rosales; Rosaceae
Product: selT-like protein
Exons: 4
Coding region: 219-647 (142 amino acids)
Biological process (GO): cell redox homeostasis
Cellular component (GO): endoplasmic reticulum membrane
Molecular function (GO): thioredoxin-disulfide reductase (NADPH) activity
Source: RefSeq, a predicted model, not a curated record
GUGUUUAUCUCCCCCUCUAUUGUUCAUAUUCGUCUAAAAUGAGAAAAAUGACCAUCAAUGUGCUAGUUAUGGGCCAGAAGCCCAAAUUUAUUUGGGUUACAUAGAAGGAACUGAGCCGAAAGUCUCCUUGAGGUUGGUAGAGUCAAGGCAACCUUCGUCUCCUACUCUCUCUCUCUCUCUCUCUGCGUCUCUCUCUACAGUUUCUGUUGAUUGCAUCAAUGGAUCGAGCACAGCUUGUUCUGCUAGGGCUUCCACUCUUCCUCUUCUGCACCGACCUCCUAAACUUCUUCACUCCGCCCCCUCCUCCGCCCCACAAGCCUCCCCACCACCACCAUCCCCACCUCCAACACCAACACCAACACCAACCUCCUCCAGUCGCCAAAGAAACCCUAGAGUUUCCCUCACAGAAACCAAGCGCUUUCGGUGCCAUCGGCGUCGGCAGCACGGUCAAGAUUAGCUUCUGCACUUCUUGCUCUUACAAAAUUUCUUCAAGCAUGUCUUCCUCAAGUCAUAAAAACGAUGAUGGUGUGCCGCCAUUGAAGGAGUUGGGUAGCUAUGGUCUCGCCAUAGGCUCUUUGAUCAUUCGAGCAAGGGAGAUCAUGACUGGCCAGGGAGACUUUGGAGAUAAGUGGAGAAUGAGAGUCUGAUUCUUCCCCCAAGCUACGUGUUCCAACGAUCUUCAUAUCCGUUAAAUUUGGAGUUUAGCUCAACUCUUAAGACUUCUCCAGACAUGAAGAAAGUGCAUGUCGCACUGGGUAUCCCUUCGAGUACCGUGAGUGGCGUUGACUGCUUAAUCCUUUUCGUAGGGAGAAAUGUGGGCUGCUUUCAAGGGAGGAGAUAAAGCGGAUCGAGGCAAAAGCAUUAGCUUGUUUGAUCGCCAUCGUAGAGCCUGCUGUAAGUGAAGGUGGGAAAAAGAGACCUUCCACGCCUGCUCAAGAGAUGUUAGCUGAUAAAAAGCCAAAGACUUUUUCCACUACUUGCGAGGGUUCGCCGGCUGCCCCUAAGCUUAUGAUUGACUUGACUUCUCCCAAGGGUGAGAAUGAUAAGGCUGCUAGAUCCAUGCUGAUGACGUCUGUCAUUCCAAAGGUGGCUAGUUCGAUUGCUGAUAGGAUUGCUCAGCGUAGAAGUUCCUCCGAUUCAAGUAAAGUAUGAAAGUGCAGAAAAGGAGAACGGGUGUUACAUACCUCAGAUUCAAGACCUUGAGCAUGCCGUCUCCAGCUCAGCUACUUACGCAAAGGAUGAAGAAUUGAUCGUUGCUUACAACCAAGUGAUCCACUUCAAGAAGGUUGUUGAUAGGCUUGAGCCUCAAGUGUUGGAACUCCAAAGUGCUUUGAAAAUCAACGACAAUCUGAAGAAAGAAAUGGAGGAGCUGCAGCGAGUCCGUGGUUGUCUGCUUAAGGAGAAUGAGCAGUUGAAGGGUGAGAAGUUUGAGUUCGAGGCUUCGCUUACUCAGAGUCAAGUUGAUUUCUACAAGUUGGGUUAUGUGGACCAUCUCUUUGGGCAGCCGUCUGACUUUGAGCUUUUUGGUAAAGACUUCGAGACAUUCUAUAUUUCUCUGGAAGACUUGCUCGCCUUUACUUUUGAGUCUUCUAUUGGUGAAGUAGUCGAAGAAGUUGGUGCCCAGGUUGGGGCAGCUGAGGGUAAAGCGGCGGAUGGUGCCACUGUUUAGAGCGUUACGACUGCUGAAGGUAUGGCGACUGAGUUGUCGUGGGAUGUCCAAGCUGCUGAAGAGUAGUCUUCUAGGUAGCCUUUGAGAUUUUCUUUGUUUUCCUUGUUGUUUUUGCUUUGCUUGAACUC